Messenger RNA from Paramecium sonneborni, 1315 nucleotides. NCBI's taxonomy places the organism in Eukaryota, Ciliophora, Oligohymenophorea, Peniculida, Parameciidae. The record is from the annotation of a GenBank genome assembly.
UGAUCAAUAAAUUUAUGGGGUAUUUUAAGAAUAGGCCACCCUUUUAAAAGAGAGUAGCAAACUCAUCACUAUUAAGUUAAUCUGAUGAAAUAUUAUUGGAUGAUUUAUUGUUCCUAAUAUCUUGUUUCGAGAAUAAUCAUUCAGAAUUUAUAACUAAAGCCCCUUCCUAUUACAUAGAUUAAUACUUUACCUUAACAAGCGAAUAGUAAUAUGUAAUUUAUAAUUGUUUAGGGAAUUUGCAAAUUCUUAUAUAAUAAGAAAUAAAGUGUUAUUAACGUGUCACUUAAUGCUACAUGAAUUUUAAUUGGGCAUUGAUUUUGCUGACCAUUUCCUAAAUUAAAAAUUCAAUGCUUUAUUGAAUAGAAAAUCUCCAUAACUUGUCAAAACAAGCUCAUAAAAAGAGGAAUGGCUAUCAGCAAAUAUUUAAUUAAGUUACUUCUAAUAUUUGCAAAAACUUGCAGUGAACAUUUAAGUUUUCCAUGCUUGUAAAGUGUAACAAUAUCCUUUGUUUUAAGAAGGAUAAAAGUUUAUAGACAUUCAAACUAAAUUGCUUUGGCUCUUUAAAAUUAGUAAUUUGGUAAUUCUUUAAAUCAAAAAUUAAAGGUUAAUAGUGGAUUGGGAUAAAUGGAAAUCUUAAAAUAAGCACUGUAAAUGGUUCCUGAAGAUAUGCUUUUGAAAGAAAUUGUUUUAGUCUAUUGGUCAGAUAUAAUUGUAUUCUACAAUUUUCUUAGUAAAGAAGUAUAUAUCAAAAUAAAUAAAAAAAUAGAUAUUACAACUCUUAGAUUAUUAUAGACAUUUAGCAACUCAUAUUUGUCUUUAAUUUUAUGAACUCUAUUUGUAAUUGUUUUAAAUUAGAAAUUCAAUUUCCGAUCUUUAUAAAUAUCGAAAACAUUUUGAUAGAGACAACGUUAUUAAAUAACCUAAAUGGUUUGAUGUGAAUAAACCAGUUCAUAAAUAAAUUGAAGAAUUUAUGUUAAAAUAAAAAUUGAAUUUGGGAAAUCAUACAGAUAGAACCACAUUAAAACCCUAAAUAUCAAGUAGAGGAUCCAAAUCUCAGAUUGCUCUAGACACAAGAAUUGAUUUAAGUAAAUUACCAAGAAAAGAUAAUACAAUUAAAACUCAUAGAGCAGGUAGAUAAGGAGAUAGUGAUGGGGAUGAUGAAGAUUUUGAACAAUUAAAAUAGAUACUGUAAAAUUAAAAUAUCUAAACUAAAUUAACAAUGAAAAAACAAUAAUAAUAAUAAAAAUAAGAUUCUUAAGUUUCUUUUUAAAAAUAAUCUCAAGAAGAAGGAACAGAUCUACCCAAAGGAGACUGA